AUGGCGCCACCAAACCAGCUAGGCAAGCGCGUCAAGCUGACGCAGGUGCGCCGGCCCUUUAUAGUGGGCAGCACGGCGGUGCCCUUCUCCGAGGCCAACCCGAAGCCUGUGGGUGUGCCGGAGGGCCACACGCACUCCUGGACCGUGUUUGUCAAGGGGCUGGAGGAUACGGACAUAACGUACUGGCUGAGGAGGGUACAGUUCAAGCUGCAUGACUCCAUCCCAAACCAUGUCAGGAUGAUCGAAGCAGAGCAGGGCAGGCCCUUCGCCGUCAGCGACACGGGAUGGGGCGAGUUCGACGUGGCCAUAAAGCUAUACUACGUCAACGAAUCCGGCGAGAAGCCCCAGACGCUCUACCACUACCUACGACUGCACCCCUUCGGCCGCACGGAGGAGGAGAAGGCCUCGAUGGUCAUGGAGAACGGCGAGGUGCGCUCCUGGAGCUACGAGGAGCAGCUCUUCAACGAGCCCUACACGGCCUUUUACCGGGUCCUCACGUCCGGCGCCGUCCCCAGGGGCUCCCUCCCCACCUCCUCCUCCUCGACGUCCACCCCCAUCGGCGGCAAGGGCAAGUCGACGGCGGCGGCGACGGCGGCGACGACAAAGGGUGCCGGGCCCCGCGUCCCUCCCCUCCCCUCCCCGGACUCGGGAGACGUGUGGGAGCGCACCGCCAUGAUUCCGAAUACCAACCGACCCGGUCAGCCGUUCAGCCGGGAGACGGAGGCCGCAGAGGUCAGGAAGCUCAAGGAUGCCACCGUCGCCACCGAGGAGUGGACCCGGAAGGUCCUCGAGGAGCUCAAGCGGAAGGAGGAGCUGCUCGCCAAGCUCAAGGCCGAGAACGCCGCUGCUGCUUCAGCCGCCGCCGCCGCGUCUCAGUCUUAG
Molecule: messenger RNA, 882 nt
Organism: Geosmithia morbida
Lineage: Eukaryota; Fungi; Ascomycota; Sordariomycetes; Hypocreales; Bionectriaceae
Product: YEATS domain-containing protein 4
Exons: 2
Coding region: 1-882 (293 amino acids)
Biological process (GO): regulation of DNA-templated transcription
Source: RefSeq, a predicted model, not a curated record